AUGGACCGCGGUAACCAGAGAUUCGACGUGUGGAAAGACUACUUCGGUCUGACCGAACUGCUGCAGGAAACGAGGACUCGUGGCGCUGCUGGAAGCGAGCCGGGUCCCGAACCGAGUCCCGGUGCUGCAGCCGGCAUGGCGGCGACACAGCCCGACCGCGGCACGAAGCAGCAGAGCGCUUCAGAAGUCAAGUCGCCGGCGCUAAACCAACCCGACCCGACGGACGGAGGAAGCAAGUUCUGCGUGUUUUGCAAAAAGAACGGGGAGUCCAGAAAGGUCUUCAACAGCCACAGCUUUAAGGACGGUGACAAAGUGCUGUGCCCCUAUCUCAGACGCUACAAGUGCCCGCGUUGCGGUGCCACCGGAGAUGAAGCGCACACGAAGCGCUACUGCCCGCAGCGUAACACAGACUACCACGGCCCGCUAAAGAGAAGCGAGACGGGCAAGGCGCCAGGGGGCGCCCCCCUUCAGUGAUACCCCACGAAUAUAUCUGAGAUGCACACGGCCCAGAACCGCCCCAGACCGGCAGAAUCCGAUUCAAGUCUGGGGAAGCAAAAACACAACUGUGACGGCGGGUAACCGUUCUUCCUCAAAAAAACAAACCAAA
This is a messenger RNA of Acipenser ruthenus (sterlet), 607 nucleotides long. RefSeq names its product nanos homolog 3-like. Bases 1 to 474 code for a protein of 157 amino acids. Lineage: Eukaryota; Metazoa; Chordata; Actinopteri; Acipenseriformes; Acipenseridae. Gene Ontology annotation, cellular component: perinuclear region of cytoplasm. Gene Ontology annotation, biological process: oogenesis; negative regulation of translation. The record is from RefSeq and is a predicted model, not a curated record. The transcript has a single exon. Gene Ontology annotation, molecular function: mRNA binding; zinc ion binding.